Messenger RNA from Salvelinus sp. IW2-2015, 3044 nucleotides. It is a transcript of the gene nox5, whose product is annotated as NADPH oxidase, EF-hand calcium binding domain 5. Gene Ontology annotation, molecular function: superoxide-generating NAD(P)H oxidase activity; calcium ion binding. Lineage: Eukaryota; Metazoa; Chordata; Actinopteri; Salmoniformes; Salmonidae. The record is from RefSeq and is a predicted model, not a curated record. Gene Ontology annotation, cellular component: plasma membrane; NADPH oxidase complex. Gene Ontology annotation, biological process: superoxide anion generation; defense response.
AUGAGUCUGGAUGAGGAUGCACGGUGGCUGGAGUGGGUCACCAAGCAGUUUGAGACCAUCGCUGGAGAUGACAAAGAAAUUGACCUGGAGGAGUUCAAAACGGCCCUCAAGGUCAAGGAGUCUUUCUUUGCGGAACGGUUCUUUGCGCUGUUUGACUCUGACGGUAGCAAAACCAUCAGUCUGGAUGAGCUGCUGAAGGCUCUGGACCUGCUGAUCCAUGGCAGCGAGACGGACAAGCUCCGCUUCCUCUUCCAGGUCUAUGACGUCGAUGGCAGUGGCUCGAUUGACCCAGACGAGCUGCGCACGGUGCUCAAGUCGUGCCUGCGCGAGAGCGCCAUCUCCCUGCCAGAGGAGAAGCUAGACGACCUGACCCUGGCUCUGUUCGAGUCGGCUGACAAGGACAACAGCGGCUCCAUCACCUUCGAGGAGCUCAAGGCCGAGCUGGAGAACUUCCCUGAGGUUAUGGAGAACCUCACCAUCAGCGCUGCCAACUGGCUGAAGCCUCCCGGCCUGGAGCAGAAGAAGGGGCGGCAUACCCCGCGCUACCUGACGCCGGCGUACUGGCACAACAACAGCCGAAAGCUCCUCUUUCUGUGCGCCUACACUUGCCUCAACCUGCUGCUGUUCAUCACCGCCAUGCUGAAGAACGCAGAGGGGGGAUUCUGGUACAUGGUGGCCAAGGGCUGCGGCCAGUGCCUCAACUUUAACUGUACCUUUGUCAUGGUGCUAAUGCUGCGGCGCUGUUUGACCUGGCUGCGGGCCACUUGGGUGGUGAGGGUGCUGCCUCUGGACCAGAACAUCCUGCUGCAUCAGAUGGUGGGCUACGCCAUUGUCACCUUCUCCACCAUGCACACCACUGCCCACUUCAUGAACUUUGUACACCUAUCUCAGAACAGCAGCUACAGCCUGUGGGAGCACCUUUUCACUACUCGGCCAGGGAUUGGCUGGGUGCAGGGCUCUGCAUCCCUCACCGGCAUGGUGCUACAGAUCAUGAUCUGUCUAAUGGUGGUCUGUUCCAGCACCUUUGUCCGCCGCAGCGGCCAUUUUGAGGUGUUCUACUGGUCCCACCUGUCCUAUGUGUGGGUGUGGGCUCUGCUGGUGGUGCACUGUGCCAACUUCUGGAAGUGGUUUGUGGUGCCUGGUGUGAUCUUCCUGCUGGAGAAACUAGUGGGCGUCGCUGUUUCUCACAUGGGAGGCCUCUACAUCGUGGAGGUCAAUAUGCUGCCAUCUAAGGUGACCCAUCUGGUAAUCAAGCGGCCCCAGUUUUUCCACUUCAAACCAGGGGAUUAUGUUUACAUCAACAUUCCAGACAUCGCUAAGUAUGAGUGGCACCCUUUCACCAUCAGCAGUGCCCCAGAGCAGCCAGAUACUCUGUGGUUGCAUAUCCGCUCCAUGGGCCAGUGGACCAAUCGUCUGUAUGAGUUCUUCAGGCAGCCAGACAGCCAGGUGGUCAGCACCAAGAGACUGAGCGCCAGCCUGAAGGACAGACGGCACCAGAGGAGGACCCAGAUCACAGCCAAGCUUAGUGAAAACCACAGGUUCUGCAACGUCAAAUGCUUCGUGGACGGGCCAUAUGGGACUCCGACGAGACAGAUCUUUGCCUCUGAACACGCUGUGUUAAUCGGUGCUGGUAUUGGGAUCACGCCUUUCGCCUCCAUCUUACAGAGCAUCAUGUACCACUAUCGCAUGAGGAAACAGAACUGCCCCAACUGCAGCUACUCGUGGUGUGAGAACAUCAAGGACAGUGAGAUGAAACUGAGGAAGGUUGACUUUAUCUGGAUCAACAGAGACCAGAAAUCAUUUGAGUGGUUCGUGAGCCUCCUGACCAAACUGGAGAUGGAUCAGGCUGACGAAGAGCCAGAGGGCCGCUUCUUGGAGAUGCACAUGUACAUGACCUCUGCCCUCAGCAAGAAUGACAUGAAGGCCAUCGGCCUGCAGAUGGCGCUAGACCUCCUGGCCAAGAAGGAAAAGAGGGAUUCCAUCACUGGCCUUCGCACCCGCACACAGCCAGGGAGGCCAGAGUGGGGGAAGGUGUUCCAGAAAGUGGCAGAGGAGAAGAAAGGGAAGGUUCAUGUGUUUUACUGUGGAGCCCCUGCACUGGCUAAACUCAUCAAGGCCCAGUGUGAGCACUUUGGAUUCAACUUCUACAAGGAGAACUUUUGAGGACUGUCCAACAUUUUUUCCUGACUGACAUCAGCACCCUCAACUAAAUCCACACACCUAUGUGCUGAUCUAUGUCAACAGUUUCUGUACCAUGCACGCUGGUUGUCCACAAGCACUAUCUCGUGCUGAAUCCGCACUAUGCCUUUACCAACCCAAGUGUGUGAAACCGACAAUCAGUAUGCUGCUAACAGCUUCGCUUCUUCCACUGUCCCUGUCCCCUUACUGGGCUCGAACCAGUGGUCCUCUGAAUUCAAACACACCGCCCUCCUUGAAAACAUACCAACUAGUUGUGCUAUAAAAAAGGAUCCGAUUCGAGAGAACCAUUGGCGGGCCUGCCCUUAAUGCUUGCCUUGGUCAAGAAGUAUAAUGUGGGCCUUUAUACUGUAUAUUCUAUCACAUUUAGUAUUCAAAUGGAUCUACCUUGCUUUAAACCAAAACAUAUUCCAAAGCACAAAUACUAAAUGGCAGACAUUGUGACAGAGAAUGAAAUUAUGUUCACCCCAUACACUUACAUAAUUAAUAGUUUAUGUACCCCUUAACCUGGAAUUGAACCAGGGUCUAUAGUGAAUCACUACGCCACUCGGAAGCAGUACUUGUAUUAGAUGUAUUGUAGUAGAUAUAUUUGAAGUUUCUGCUUAAAUCUUCAUGGAAGGUUGUUAAGAUACAAAAUACAGCAUAAUAUGCACCUUGGUGGAAGGGUUAAAUGGGUAACCCUAAGUAAUGUAGUGAUUGUUCUGCAUCCUGGGUAAGACCAGAAGAUGUCCAUUAUUAUAGGAAAUAUAGAACAUAUCAAACUUACGUUACAAUUUUAUAAAACGUAUAGCUAUUCAAUGUUAUGUAACUAAAGUGCCUUCAGAAAGUAUUCACACCCCUUGACCUUU